CUUUAAAAACAUUAAUUCAAGAUUAAAUCAACAUUACGAGCCGCUGUCAGAAUUAGGUUACAUUCCUCCAUUUCCCAACCAGCUCUGAGGUAAUAAAUAGGGUCACACUGCAGUCGUGUUAACACAUAACGUCCCACAAUCUGCAUCAAUCUUGACCAAACAUCGUAGCACAAAGCUAAUUUACGACGUUUAUCAUUGCUGGUUGUCACGAACGAAGACAAGGACAGACAUCUGUGUCCAUUCUGUGACGUUGUAACAGGAUGUUGACUGAGAUUAUACUGGGGGCAGCCGUUGUGCUGUUUAUCGCCUACAUUUAUCAGUGGAAACGGAAGUAUAGCAAGAUGCCUCCUGGUCCAAAACCACUGCCAGUUCUGGGCAAUUUCCAAGAAAUAAAAGACUCUACAAUGCUCAAUGAUCUCACUAGAUUGGGUUCGCAAUACGAUGGCAUAUUCACCGUCCAUUUGUUAAUGGAACCUGUACUCAUUUUGGACCAGUUCCACAUCAUAAGGGACCUCCUUCUUUCUCCUGCAUAUGCUGACAUCUUUAGUGGAAGGGUUAAUUCAUACAUUAGCAAGUAUUUGCUUCCGGAUGAUUUGCUUUUCCAGACGGCCAGUGACACACAGCAAUACCUGAGAAAACUGACCUUUCGAGGAAUAAAACAAUAUGGAACUGCACUGAAAAACGUUGAGCAUCUUGCCCAAACUGAAAUACAAGAAAUGAUCAACAGGUGCAGAGAACGAAAUGGAGUCUCUUUUGACCCGUGGAAUGACCUGAACCAAUAUGUCAGCAACGUGAUCUUGGUUUUGCUUUGUGGACGAAAAUUUCAACUUGGCCAUAAGACACUGGAAAAUUGUCAGAAAAUUUCAGAUGCCUAUGAUGUCCUUUUACACCACAAGAACCAGUUUCUCAUUGACAAUGUCCCGUUUAGUACGACGUUGAUACCACAACUGAGACACGCUUGCCAAUUUUUGAAGGAUGGUUACCACUAUUUUACCGAAACUUUUGACAAAAUAUCACAGGAAUCCAAGGAUACGACGCCCAACUGUCUCUACACUUUGCUUUUACAAGAGCAUGAGGAGGGAUUGAUAUCAACGGAAAAUAUAAAAGGUGUCAUGGUGGAUUCCCUGCUUGCAGGUGUUAUCACAACAAAACCAACCAUGUACAAUGCCCUAGCUGCAAUGGUAAACUUCCCUGAGGUUCAGAAGAAGAUCCAGGAGGAGAUCCAGAGAGUGGUUGGAAAGGACCGACUUCCUGGUUUGGAGGACCGGAACAAAAUGCCCUACAGUAAGGCUGUGGAAUUAGAAUUAUAUCGCUACUACACUCCUAUCGGUACGCCUGGACCAAGGAACACUACCCAGGACUGCAGCUUUAAAGGUUACAGCAUCCCCAAGGGCACAAGGGUUAUUUACAACGUAUGGCGUGUACACCACGACGAAUCAUUUUGGGAGAAUCCCUUCACGUUUGAUCCAACCAGAUUCUUGGAUGAUAAUGGCGAACUUCUGCCAUCGGAGGAUGAAAAGCGUCAGAGACUGCUGACGUUUGGUGUCGGAAAGCGUUCUUGUAUUGGUGAGAAGCUGGCCCGAGUCAGGAUAUUUCUUGGACUGACGUCUAUCCUGCAAAACUUCGACCUUGUUCGUGAUCCGUCAGAGCCUUUCCCUUCAUCCGACCCGAGCACAUACGAGCCUAAAUUUAUCUUACAGCCACCUCCAUACAGGCUGCAGUUCAAACCCUAGACAUUGAAAGUCGCAUUGUCCCUGUUUACGACACACACAUAAGCUUUGAGAUUUGUCGAAAGUGUUAGAGCUUCUGUCGUGAGCCAUUCUCCCUGAUAACCCCUAAAUUUACGUGUAUCUCGACAGGAACUAAUUGAAGUCAUUAUAGUUAUGGAUAUACAUGUGACGUCUUCAUAAUCAACCCAUGUGACAAGUAUAUUAUCAACUUCGACUAAUUCCAAAUGGAUUUAAUUUCUGUAUGCUUA
This is a messenger RNA of Haliotis rubra (blacklip abalone), 1978 nucleotides long. Its product is annotated as cytochrome P450 2C15-like. The transcript has 7 exons. The record is from RefSeq and is a predicted model, not a curated record. Bases 261 to 1733 code for a protein of 490 amino acids. Gene Ontology annotation, molecular function: iron ion binding; heme binding; monooxygenase activity. NCBI's taxonomy places the organism in Eukaryota, Metazoa, Mollusca, Gastropoda, Lepetellida, Haliotidae.